Molecule: messenger RNA, 2093 nt
Organism: Drosophila hydei
Lineage: Eukaryota; Metazoa; Arthropoda; Insecta; Diptera; Drosophilidae
Gene: Alp4
Product: alkaline phosphatase 4
Exons: 3
Coding region: 233-1993 (586 amino acids)
Biological process (GO): dephosphorylation
Molecular function (GO): alkaline phosphatase activity
Source: RefSeq, a predicted model, not a curated record
UUCAGCGUACUCCGAGUCGCCAGUCGCAACAAAUCCACUAAUUGUGACCCAUUCGCGAGCUCGUGUUCGUUCUCAAGACCCGCGAUCCGUCAAAUUGAACUAGUUUUACGUUUAUUAGUUCUACCCCUCUUCAUGGACAACUAGAACUUGCCCGCAACAGUGAUAUUAAUAAUAUAUAUAUAGCGUGUAGAUAUAUACAAAAUCCCAGCAUCGACUCAAUCGUAUCCAUAAGAUGUAUUCGGUUCUAUUCAUACUCCUCGCCGUAUCUCUGGGCGCCUGGUCGGCCACAGUGCAACCGCCGCCCUUGAUCCAAACUCUGAGCUCAGCUGGCGGCGGAGGCAUUGGGCCCGAGUUCAAGCUCACCGAGAACCAGGACGACAUCUCGGAAGAUGCACAAUUCUGGCGGCAAGUAGGCCUAAAGCAACUGGGCAAAGCUAUUGAGCAGGCGAAGCGGGCCAAGGAGAGCUUAUAUCAGCACAAGGCCAAGAACAUUAUCAUCUUUAUUGGCGAUGGCAUGGGCCUGUCCACGAUCAGUGCCGGUCGCAUCUACAAGGGCCAGUAUCUAAAGCAUGGCCAUGGCGAGGAGGAAAUGCUGUCCUUUGACGAGUUCCCCUACACUGGCUUAGCCAAGACCUACAAUGUGGACAAGCAGGUGCCGGACUCGGCGGGCACAGCCACAGCUAUAUUCACAGGCGUGAAGACCGACUAUGGCGCCAUUGGCAUGGACUCAACGCGUUCAAAGACGAACGCCAGCCAGGGACGACUCGAGUCCAUCAUGGAUUGGGCGCAGCGCGAGGGCAAACGCACCGGCGUCGUGACUACCACACGCAUUACGCAUGCCACACCUGCGGCCACCUAUGCAAAGAUCUAUCAUCGAGACUGGGAAUGCGAUACGGAGGUGCCGACGGAUUCAGUUGGCAUACACACGGACAUUGCGCGUCAGCUGGUGGAAAAUGCGCCCGGUAACAAGCUGAAUGUGGUGUUAGGCGGAGGCCUAUCGCCAAUGGGCGCCUACAAUCAGUCGGAGGUGAAAACCGUCAAUUUCGAGGGCGGCACCGAGGACAUUUGCAAGCGCAGCGAUAAUCGCAAUCUGGCCACCGAGUGGCUGCAGCGACAUGCCAAUGACAGCGCCGAUGCGGAGCUGGUCUACACGCGGGAGCAGCUGCUCAAGGUGGAUGUGAAAGAGGUGGACCAUCUGAUGGGCCUGUUCCGCAAUAACCACAUCACCUACUCCAUUGCACCCGAGCAGGGCGAACCCUCGCUGCAGGACAUGACCGAGACUGCGAUCGGUGUACUGGAACGUGGCGAUAAGUCAAAGGGCUAUGUGCUCCUGGUCGAGGGCGGACGCAUUGACCAAGGUCAUCACCAGAAUUAUGCACGUGCUGCCUUGCAUGAGGUCUACGAACUGGAUCUGGCCGUGCAGGCGGCGUUGAAGAUGACCGAUUCCGACGAGACGCUUAUCAUAGUAACUGCGGAUCAUUCCCAUGCGGUCACAUUCAAUGGCUAUCCGGAGCGGGGCGCUGAUAUAUUGGGCGCUGCCAACUUGCACAAGCCCAAGGAUCCCAUGGUAUAUGAGACCAUAACUUAUGCCAAUGGACCCGGCUACUUUGAUCAUUUGGCCAAUGAAACAAAGCCCGCUAACAGCUCCAAUGUGUGGAUGCCGUUUAAGCUAUUCACCAAGGAGCAAAUCGAAUCGCCCACCUAUCGUCACAUGGCCACGCUGGCACUGAAGGAUGAGACGCAUGGCGGCGAGGAUGUGAUUGUCUUCGCUAGCGGCCCAGGCGCCAGUCUGGUGCGCGGUGUCUUCGAGCAGAACUAUUUGGCUUAUGUGAUGAGCUAUGCCGGUUGCAUGGGCCCAGCCAAGAGUUUCGAUGAAUCGUGCAAGCGCCAUCUGUCGCCUGUUGGCGACAACAAUGGAGUCAGUAGUUUUGCUGCUCUGAGACUCAGUAUUGUUCUUCUGCUUGGAACUUGGCUGAUCAUGCUGAUGCUGUAAUCCUUAUUGGCACACAAGCACAUGUGUCUGUGUGUUUUGUUGUACUAUAUAGAAUUUACGGGUUUGUAGUUAACUUGAUUAAUAUGUUAGUAAAAUAAUA